GGCUGUCCUAGGUAAGCAAAAAACCAGACCACGGCGCAUAAUGAGUCGGCCGUGAUAAUGCUGGGCAGGGUCAUCUUCUGCGUGGUGAUCGCCGCGGCCGUCCUCGCCGUCGUCCUGCUCGCCACCGUCUCCCCUCUCCCCCACCGGUCCACCGCGCGCCCCCGGGGCCUCCGCGAUAUCACGGUGUACAUCCAUCCGGCCGCGUCUGGUGCCGUGAGGCGGCAGCAAGGCGCGGCUCACGGAGACGAACGGGUGGCGAGCGCGCUGGUGUUCCGCCACCGGAUGACGGCGGGGCCGGAGAUCACGUCGGCGGCCGUCGGAGCGGCCUCGGGGUUCGUGCUCCCGGGCGAGCGCGGCUCGGCGAUGUCGGCGUUCGACACGGUGCACCUGGCGUUCGACGCGCCCGGGCUGUCCGGCGGCCUCUGCGUGGAGGUGGCCAGGAGCAAGGAGGCGCCGCGGAAGGAGGCGCUCCGUGUGGUGGGCGGCACGGGCGCGUUCGCGUUCGCGCGCGGGCGCGGCACCGUCCUGGGCCCGGAGCGGGGGAGGCGGCUGGACGACGGCGGCGCCACCGCGACGGCGUUGCGUCUUGAGCUGAGCCUGAGCGUCGCGUCCGCUGGCGCUGGGUAAACAACGACUGACAGCUGUGCGUGCGAGUCUACGAGAUGAGAGCCGAUUAGCGUUCCCUUUAUUUUCCUUUUUUGCUGUUUUUGAGUUUGCGACAUAUAUUCCCGAAACUGUAAGCCUGUAAUGCUAAUGCAGCUUUGGGUUGAUUGCGUGA
This is a messenger RNA of Triticum dicoccoides, 778 nucleotides long. RefSeq names its product dirigent protein 21-like. The transcript has a single exon. NCBI's taxonomy places the organism in Eukaryota, Viridiplantae, Streptophyta, Magnoliopsida, Poales, Poaceae. Bases 58 to 627 code for a protein of 189 amino acids. The record is from RefSeq and is a predicted model, not a curated record.